Oryza brachyantha (malo sina) is the source of this 1876-nucleotide messenger RNA. Its product is annotated as protein FAR1-RELATED SEQUENCE 8-like. Lineage: Eukaryota; Viridiplantae; Streptophyta; Magnoliopsida; Poales; Poaceae. Bases 33 to 1769 code for a protein of 578 amino acids. The record is from RefSeq and is a predicted model, not a curated record. The transcript is spliced from 8 exons.
AGGAAACUCUCAAAUUGAUGCAAGGUUAAAAGAUGACCCAAGAGGAGCAGGGGGAUGUCUCAAUGAUAAAGAAUGUCACACACCUAGAUGUAGAGAUCACUCCUCCAAGCUACCUAAAACUUCCUGAGGCAUAUCAAUCUAAUCAUGAGGUGUACACUCCUGUUGGUUCUUACCCUCCACCUGAUAUUUAUCCUUCGCAUGGUUGCUACAAUCCUAGAGGUUUCUCUGAUUCGUCUACAAACAAAGGUCAGAUGCAGAACCAUGCAAAUAGUUCAUCAGUAAAUGGUGGUCAUAUGGGUGAUCUGUAUGAUGAGUGCACCUUGAUGAGGAUUGACCCAAUGGUUCAAAAUUACUAUACUCAAGUUCCUAAUUCAUCAAGCACAACACAGGAUGGAGAUUUAACAGUGCUGCCUCGUGUUAUUACUACUCUCAUGCACCAUGCUAUGGUUAGAGGAGGUAAAUUUGAUGACACCACGACAGAGGAUGCUUUUGGAUUUCAGGAUUCAAUGGUGACGACAACUAAUAGAACACAAGAGUACAGUGCACAUGACGUUAUAGGUGAAGAAGAAAAAAUGGAUGAAUAUGAAGAGGAUCAUGAGCUAGGUUGGUUUGGACAGUGGAGGGGCCAAUUUCAGAUUCAAACUGAAGAAGUGCAGGGCAAGCAAAAUGAGUCAGAACAUUCUAAAGAACAAAAUGAUUCUGCUAUUCAUGAAGGCAAAGACGAUGCAAUUGUCAUAAAUGGUGAUGAGCUGCUAACUGAAGAAGACAUUGACAUAUUCCUAGAACAGGAAUUAAGUACAGCUGCUGCAGGUGCACAAACAUCUGCCCAAGAUUCCGUCACAUCUGUUCGGGGUGCUGAAUCAGAAAUUGAAGCUAAAUACAUACCAUAUGUUAACAUGAAGUUUGAUAGUGAGGAAGAUGCCCAUCACUUCUACUACUUCUACGCAUACAUGGCGGGCUUCUCGGUAGUUGUUGCAGACAUACGUCAUACUAUAAGUAAGAAACGAAACAAUGAGAGGAUUGGGAUUACAUUAAAGUGUAGGAAGUACUUCAAGCCAGCUCAGGAAAAUAAAAAAGCUAUAGCUGAUCAUGCAAAUAUAGAACCAGUAAUGUUUGAGAGGCAACGGAAUGUGACAAAAAACACAGGUUGCCCUGCUCAAAUGGUGUUAAAGCUAAGAGAAGGAAAAUGGAUUGUGAAAACAUUAGUGUUUGAACACAAUCAUGAAAUGAGCAAGUCAAAUGAGACAAGAUUUUUCCGUUCUCACAAGUACAUGUCAAAUGAGGAAAAAAUGUUGAUUAGGACAUUGAAUAGUUGUAACAUAUCGACAAGGAAAAUGAUGUCUAUACUUUCUUUCCUUAGAGGUGGUCUGACAGCCCUGCCAUUUACAAAGAAGGACGUAAGCAAUCUAAGAACUUCGAUAAAGAGAGAGGCGUCUACAAAUGAUAUGAUGCAGGUGCUGAAGUUUUUUGAAAAAAAACAAGGUGAAGAUCCUGGUUUCUCCUACUCUUUUGAUUUGGCUGAAGAUGGUAAAGUUAGAAGCAUGUUCUGGAGUGACACAAAGUGCAUGGAAUAUUAUAGAAACUAUGGAGAUUGUGUGUCAUUUGACACAACAUACAUGACCAACAGGUACAACCUCCCAUUUGCUCCAUUUAUAAUAAUAACAGAUUAUAGUAUUGCAGCUAUUGAAAACAACAAAAAAAAGCAGCUGGAUGUAAUUAAUAGGAAAAUAGAUAGAUGUAAUGUGACUCCCAAUAUGGAAAAUAAAUAAGCAUAUAACUAUCAUAGCAAAGAGUCCGGGAGAGGUCAUGUCACCCACUAUUACCUCAUUAAAAACCAAAAAUGAAAAAAAAUAAGAUAAAUAUUAGCACAACAAUU